Besnoitia besnoiti is the source of this 1584-nucleotide messenger RNA. RefSeq names its product notch (dsl) domain-containing protein. Bases 1 to 1584 code for a protein of 527 amino acids. The record is from RefSeq and is a predicted model, not a curated record. Gene Ontology annotation, cellular component: Golgi apparatus. NCBI's taxonomy places the organism in Eukaryota, Apicomplexa, Conoidasida, Eucoccidiorida, Sarcocystidae. The transcript is spliced from 3 exons.
AUGCUGGUCAACGUCGUCCGUCUCACUUUUGUAGUUCUUCUCAUCUGCGGCCAUGCUCACGUCCAAGCCGCCGUAGAUACCACUCUGUACGGAACUAUUCGCUCAGGCGGGCCGACAGCGACUACCAAACCCACGGCAGCCACCGGAUCAGACUCGGCUAGUCUCACUGCACUUGCCGCACAGGCAGCAGCUGAGGGCGCUGCUAACGACACUGUAGGCGUCCUGGGAGAAUCAACCGCGGCGUCUCCCUUUACAAGCCCUGCCGCUUCUUCCCCUGUGGAGGAGCAGAAGGCGGCUGACACGAAGGCGGAGUCGGGGCUGUCGUCGGCUCCUCUGUCGUCGAAAGGCGAUGCUUCAGGCGUCUCGACGCAAGAGGAAGGGGGCGCCGCUCCGGCGGGUCCGCCCUCCUCGCGUUCAUCCGGCGUGCUAGAAAACGACGUGAGUCAGUGGCACACCGCCCGGAAGGGAGAAGAGUUGGUCUACCAGAGUGACAGACACGGGACGCCGCUGCACGCCGAGCCUCCUCACGACCACCUGCGCGAACACUAUCCGCAGUGCCCUGCGGACUGCUUGGAAGACUGGAUUGCAGACGGCUGGUGUGACUCGGAAUGCAACAUUGCAGAGUGCGGCUACGAUGGACCCGAUUGCCAAGGGUGGUGUGGAGGCGAGUGCAGACCGGGAUGGCCCGGCGACGGCCAGUGCGACUUGGAGUGCUACAAAGAAGAGUGUGACUGGGACGGUGGGGAUUGCCCUGCGUGGUCUGGUCGCAACUUGCCGAGUAUCCACACACUGCAGCGAAAAAUUGAAGAAGGGGUGGCGCAAGGCGAUGACGCGGAAAGCGUCAUCUCCUCACUGCUCAAAGCGGACCUCGGCUUGGCGGAUUGCGAGUGUGCCAGAGGCAAGCUCGGAAACGGCGUCUGCAAUCCAGAGUGCAACACGUAUGAGUGCCAGUUCGACGGUUUCGACUGCAGACAAAUGUGCUCGCUCGAGUGCCCACACGUGUGGCUCGGCGAUGGGAAGUGCGAUAAAGAGUGCGACAUUCCCGAGUGCUACCACGAUAAGGGAGACUGCGAGACGUGCGGAGAGAACUGCCGCACGUGGAUGAUCGGGAACGGCAUGUGCGACCCCGCAUGCAACACGCGAGAGUGCUUCUUUGACAACGGAGACUGCAACGGCAUAACGGCAGUUAUUGCCGUUGAUUACGACGCCAAGCCCUACGUGUACCAGUUCUGCGCAAGGGAGUUCAUUGGGGACGGAAACUGUGACGAAAACUGCUAUAACGAAGAAAGCGAGUGGGACGGGGGUGACUGCAGAGGCACUCCGCUGGCGAAACGCCUUGCAGCCGAAGGGGUAGGGCCCCAGUUUGCCUCGACCAAGAAGGACACGGGAAAGAAAGUAGACGUCGAGCAAAAGUCGAGCGCGGACAAAACAAAGACGGCGAACCCCAGCGUGGAGCAAGACAAACUCACCGAAGAAGGAUCACUCGCAAACGUCGACGAACAUGCCAAACAAACAACUACGGCAGGUGACAGCGUGAGCCAGGAAGUGGAGCAGAGGUUGCUGAAGGCCUCGGCCUCCAACUGA